AUGGCUCUUGCAUUGCUGGCUGAGAUCCCACACAGAAGCAUCCAGGGCAACGUGAUCACCUACAGCUCUGCGAUGAGUGCCUGUGAGAAGGGUGGCGAGUGGACCUGGGCCUUGCACCUGCUCAGCGACUUCUACCGUUCAGGCUUGGAGGCGAAUGUGAUCACCUACAAUGUGGUUCUCUUCGCCUGCGCCAAGGGUGAGCAGUGGCAGCAAGCUCUGUACUUCCUGUCGGAGUUGAACUCGGCUGGCUUGCAAAGCACGGUGCUCACCUUCAAUGCCGCAAUGGCGGCAUGCACGAGUCAUGGCUUUUGGCAGCAAGCUCUAAGCUUGUUGUCUUCCCUGCUGCACCGGGGCAUGCAGGGAGAUGUAAUUACCUUCAGCACUGCACUCAAUGCAUGCGCUUCGGGACAGCAGCGGCGACGGGCUGUCCCACUCAUGGCAGAACUCCAGGACAGAGCAUGGAAAGCAGGCUGUGAAGUCGCAAAAAGCUUACGUUUCUUGCAGCUGGCGUCACGAAGCACGGUCAUGGUAAGCUGGCAUGAUGGUGUCAAGGAAUGUCACAUCCGGCGAAAGGUUUCAUGUUGCUGA
Symbiodinium sp. CCMP2456 is the source of this 588-nucleotide messenger RNA. The record is from the annotation of a GenBank genome assembly. NCBI's taxonomy places the organism in Eukaryota, Dinophyceae, Suessiales, Symbiodiniaceae.